Molecule: messenger RNA, 574 nt
Organism: Phalaenopsis equestris
Lineage: Eukaryota; Viridiplantae; Streptophyta; Magnoliopsida; Asparagales; Orchidaceae
Product: probable E3 ubiquitin-protein ligase XERICO
Exons: 1
Molecular function (GO): zinc ion binding
Source: RefSeq, a predicted model, not a curated record
UCUGCGCUCCACAUCUUCGGCCUCACUUCGGAGAUCGAUGCGUCCGUAUCGGACAACGCGCUGGAAAUCCCCAAUCUUUCAUCACAGGUGGAGACGAACCUCACGCAGAAGUUUCGUAGCAGGAUCAAGCCAGUUCGAUUCGGGUCUGCGUUCGGCUGCCGGCGGCUUGAGGACCACCAGCACGGCGACUGCAGGGUUUGCUUGGCCAGAUUCGAGCCGGAGUCGGUGGUGAAUCGGCUCCCCUGCGGUCAUCUGUUCCAUCAGAGCUGCGUGGAGCGGUGGAUCGAAUACAGAAACAACACCUGUCCUCUCUGCCGCUCCCACCUUCUUCCUGCAGACAAUUUAGGGCAGCAGAACUCAGUGUUUGUCAGUGGGGCGCGCCCUCAGCUGUAGGGAUAUUGUACAGGGGAAGGUGAGUUGGGUUUUAAGUGGGGCUUAGAGAAGGGUAAUGGAGUGAUGGCGCUGCUUAUGUUAUCCCUCGCUCUUCUUUUUCUUCUUCGCUGUGUAUAUUGGGAUUGCUUUUGUGAAUCUGUUGCUGAUAAUGCCUGAAUCUGUUGUUUGUUUUCUCGAUUUA